Messenger RNA from Xiphias gladius (swordfish), 3132 nucleotides. RefSeq names its product interleukin 6 cytokine family signal transduce (gene il6st). Bases 290 to 2992 code for a protein of 900 amino acids. Gene Ontology annotation, cellular component: external side of plasma membrane; membrane; signaling receptor complex. NCBI's taxonomy places the organism in Eukaryota, Metazoa, Chordata, Actinopteri, Istiophoriformes, Xiphiidae. The record is from RefSeq and is a predicted model, not a curated record. The transcript has 16 exons. Gene Ontology annotation, biological process: cytokine-mediated signaling pathway. Gene Ontology annotation, molecular function: cytokine receptor activity; cytokine binding.
CUACCAGCGUCAGGGCAAACACUCAACAGAAAGGACUUCGUUCCAUCAGUAUUGUGUAAGAUCGUGUAAUUGUUGCGCAGCGCCACGAAAUGUUGCGACACAAGUUUUCUUUGACGGGAAGUGGAUGGUCUUAUUCAAGACAUGGCAGGAACGUGCCACUAACGAGAGCCUAAAUUAAUCAAGUUGUUUCGACUAUUGUAGGGUUUUGCAAUUAAAAAAAACUGAUGGUACUGAUCUAGCAAAGAGUUUUAAAGGGACCGUAAUUGACGCCAGUUAGCCAGUCAUCAUCAUGGUGUCUGCGAGAGUGCUCCAGUUGCUGGUGUUAGCUUGCCUUGGCUCUGCUCUACUUGCUAGAGGUGAAAAUGACAACCAUUUGGUGAUAGCCCCGCAGUCUCCAGUGCUUGAGAUUGGGACUACUUUCAUGGCUACAUGCAUGGUCAUCAACACAGCUGAAGUUACUGCAGAUGACCUCUACUGGAAUUUGUCUAAGACUACUGUACCCAAGGAACAGUACACCAAGAUCAACAGAUCAGCUCUUAAUGUCACUCUUCAUGUCACCAGUGAAAAAAGCUCAUGGUUAUUUUGUCUCUGCAAGAAGGUGUCAGCCUAUGUUGUCCUGAACGAAGGCAAAUUUAUUCACGGAAUCCUCCUCAAAAAAGGCUAUCGUCCGGGGAAGCCUGAGAAUCUGUCCUGUAUCGCACUUCAGCGCCAAACAUUCAUCUCUUCAAACAUCAGCUGUUCUUGGGUACCAGUAGGACGUCAAACAACAGAUGUCCCUACAACAUACACGCUAUUUUUAGUGUACACUGAUGCCAGCUAUAAUGUGUCAACUCAUGAAAACAGUGCCCAAAUAAAUACAAACGUUUUCCCCAAUUUUAUGGAACUGGAGAUCUGGGUGGAGGCCCACAAUAAACUCGGAGCAAUAGAGUCUGAGCAUCUGAAAAAAGAUGCUGGCUAUUUUGUGAAAACAAACCCUCCAGCAGAUGUCAAAGUCAUUCCAGAGAAUUUUCCCACCUCCCUUCUCAUAAACUGGAAUCGUCCUAUUAGUAAACAAAAUUUGGGAUUAACGUAUCAAAUCAGAUUCCGCCCAAAUGGAUCUCAGAGUUGGACAUAUGUACCUCUUGUGGACACUGCUAGGGACAUACUGUCUUUCAGACUCCAGAACCUCAAACCACACACAGUUUAUGUCACUCAAGUACGCUGCAAAAAUGCGAAAGAGGGUUACGGUCAGUGGAGCGAAUGGAGUACCAGCGCUACCAACAGAACACCAGAAAAACGACCAACAAGUAAACCGGAUUUAUGGAAAAUCGUUGCUGAGGGUGACAGCAUUAAUGAACGACGAGUGCGGUUUAUGUGCAAGGAUCCUGUGUCUGCCAACGGGAGGAUAAUAAGAUUUGACAUAAAGAUUCAAAACCAAAAGGAUAAAGUCAAGAAUGGAAGUUUGGACUGGGAGAGAAUUCCAGUCAAUAGGUCAGAGGCAGACAGCAGCUCUAACCAGAGGGAGAUCACUUUCCUUAAAGAGAUUCAUCUGGCUGACAAGAAAUUCGUCAAAGUGUACGUCACCGCCAGCAAUUCUAUGGGGAAAUCUGCUCCAGCAUUUUUAGCCAUCCCUGAAAAAACACAUGAGCUUGCCCCAGUGGAAGAGCUGAGGGUUUUUCCUGAACGUGGCCAGCUGUUGUUAGAAUGGAAACCCCCCAACAAUACAUCUGUGUCAGAGUAUGUAGUGGAGUGGGUCACUGGUGACAAGAUAGAUUGGAAGAGGGAAAACAGAAGCACCAGUCGCACUGCAAUUAGAGGUAACCUUGAGAAGUUUGUUUGCUACACUAUAUCAGUGUAUCCAAUAUACUCUGGAUGGACUGGGAAGCCAGCAAGUGUUGAAGCCUUUCUGGAGCAAGGGGCUCCGCUGGAAGGCCCCAUUGUUAGACUGAAGGGUAAACCAGGACGUAACGAGGCUGAGCUAGUGUGGACAGAGAUUCCCCAGCAAAGACGGCGAGGCUUCAUCACACACUACACAUUAUUUUAUACAAGUGGGACUGAAGUACAUGCUGUAAGAGUGCCAGCUAACACCACCUCAUACACUCUGAAGUCAUUGUCAGGCAACACCAAAUAUGACACUUGGAUCAACGCUUCAACCAUCCAAGGCUCAAAAUCUGGCUUUAAUCACUCAUUUACCACUCUGAAAUAUGCACCAGGAGAGAUUGAGUUCAUCGUGGUAGGAGUGAGCCUUGGCUUUCUGUUUGUUGUUGUCAUGACCAUGCUGCUCUGUCUCUACAAAAAAGAUGUGCUCAAAAGGAACUUCUGGCCUCAGAUUCCAAACCCUGGAGAGAGCACCAUUGGAAACUGGUCUCCUGAUUAUCCUUUGAAAUCAGAGACACCAAAGGAGAACUGUCUGUCUGGCAUCAGUGUCCUUAAUGUGUGUGAUGGAAAGUCUGUGUUUGAGGAGGAUAAGACCAGUCUUCCUCUGAAGAAAGACAAGUAUCUGUCUGAAGAGCACAGCAGCGGCAUCGGUGGCUCCUCCUGCAUGUCCUCACCUCGCCAGAGUGUGUCUGACAGCGAUGAGGGCGGCGACAUGGCUGACACCACAGCGAGCACCGUCCAGUACUCCUCAGUGGUGGCCUCCAAUGGUUACAAGGGUCAGACCCCGAGCUCUCAACCACAACAGGCCAUUUUUUCAAGGUCUGAGUCCACACAGCCCCUUCUGGACUCUGAGGAGAACCCAGACAUGUUGGUGCAAGAGGGCAGCAAACAGUCCCAUCGUUUCCCCCAACAGCCCUGCUUUACACACACUGUAGGGAAUGAAGACGGCUCUAAUCCUGCUGACUUCAAUCAGCUGGAGAUGGAGCGACACGAGGUGCUGGAGCCUAUGCACUUUUGUCCCCUGGAAGAGGACUCUGAGCAGACAACACCUACAGAUGACCAGUCAGCUGACUGGCUUCCAGCAGCACAAGUCUCCAGCUACAUGCCUCAGCUGGGUGGCUACAGGCCACAGUAAGAACACAGACAGACCUGAGUCAUGUGUAAUCUGUCUGAAUGCUUCUGUGCCUUUUUGUUCAUGUUAAAUGUGCAUUUCAAGUCUUUGAAGCAGUGAAGAAGACUACCAGUAUGUCUUUUGUACAUAAAGUAUAAAUAGUC